Stomoxys calcitrans (stable fly) is the source of this 3034-nucleotide messenger RNA. Its product is annotated as RNA-binding protein Ro60. The transcript is spliced from 7 exons. The coding region runs from base 752 to 2548 and encodes 598 amino acids. Gene Ontology annotation, molecular function: RNA binding. The record is from RefSeq and is a predicted model, not a curated record. Gene Ontology annotation, cellular component: ribonucleoprotein complex. Lineage: Eukaryota; Metazoa; Arthropoda; Insecta; Diptera; Muscidae.
CAACACUUGUUUGUGUUGGUCCAUCUUCAAUUUCUGACAUUCAUUCAUUCACGCAAAAAUGAAUGUUCUUCAUGUUUGCUGAUUCCCGAUAGAACGCAAAAACAACAUAAAAAAACGGGAUAGCAAAAGUAGAAAUUUGUGUAUGUUUUCUUUUGCUGCUGCUGCUGCUGCUGCUCUAGGAAGUGCGUGUGUGUGUGUGCGUCAGUGAUUGCUGAUAGAUUGCAAAGGAAUUCCAUACAAAAAAAGAAGACGGUUGUUAAUAGUCCGCUCGGCGUUCUUGUUGGAUUUAUUCAAGCCUUGGCUGCUAUAAACACGGUUGGCUUCUCUUCAGACGCAGUUGGAAGGAAGUAAAGAGGUAUAGAUUAGAAAGCCGAGAGCAAAACAAAUUCAAUUUUUUUUGUGUGUGGCUCUGUCGCCAGCAAGCGCAGGCAGGCAGGCAAACAAAUUUUGCAAAGUACACGAACAGCGCCCCAUUUAUGAAUUGAAAACUGCUGAAAGGCUGACGCAGCAAAAGAAGAAGCGACCCGUGGCCGUUUAAAGUUUUGGUGUUUUGUUUUAAUCAUCGCUUCAUCAUUGUCUAUUAGUGGACGACACGGAACGGUUGGGUUUUGUUUGUGUGCGUUUCCUUCUUUGCGGCAAAUUUGCUUAGAAGAGGCAACGGACGUUUGUCAUCAAACGCAGAACAGUUAAAGCACAUUUUGCUUAUUCCAACUUCAAGGUUUUUAAAUUUUGAACAUUUGUAGCUUCCAACAUGACUGAAAUGGAUGCCAAAGCGAAACUUAAGCGCUUCUGUUACUUGGGCUCAUUCCAUCCCGUCUAUAUGCAUUUGAGGGGACCCAUUGCUGUUGAAAAAUAUUGGCCAAUUGUCAGUGAGUUGGUUAAACAAUUGAAUGAUGAAGUGAUGCUGCCAUUCCUCAAGGACAUCUUAAAUGACAAUUCGCUGGUUCGAAGAGAUGAGGUUUUGUUUGUGUAUGCCGUCUAUCUGGCCUCCGAAAUCGACAUCAAAUGGAAGACUACGUUACGCAUAGCAUUUGCUCCGCUCAUGCGCACCGAUGAUGAUCUCUUUUUGUUUUGUGACCUCUCAAUGCGCAUAGCCAAAUUGCAGAAUCACAAGGGAUUUUCGAGAACAGUGCGCAAAGCCAUUAAGGCAUGGUAUGAAAUGCAAACACCCGAUGCCAUACGAACAAUGUGGAUGGCACAUCGAGGUUUACAUGGUUUCACACAUAAAUCUCUGAUAAAAUUGUGUCACAUCUCCGAUGGCACUUUGGGUUCCACAACUGUGUCGACGUUGUUCUUUAAGACUUGCACCGAACUGCUUAAGGAAACCGAAACCGAAGCUAACGCCGUCGGCACUCCACCUGCAAUGGAUAAUGCAACAGCCAAUGAAGGGGGAGUAUCCACCGAUACCAAUGCCAAUGAAACUAAAGCCAAUAAUUUGAAUAGCCAAUCACAAGAACAACAACAUCAGACUAAUACUCAACCACAACAAACAACCACUCAACCACAACAACCAAACCCACAACCACCACAAUCGAAUGCAACUUCAAAUCCACCAACUUCUGAAGACUUAGCCACUGCAGUUUCCAAAUUGCGCAUCACCAAGAAAAAUCAUGAUGCCUUGAAGAUUAUACGCAAAUACAAAUUGCCCUAUCAACAAGUUCCUGGACACUUUUUGAGUUAUGCCCCUAUCAUGGCUCAGCUUAUACCCACCAUGUCCUAUAUGCAAGUGCUCAAGUGUUGGCGCCGCAUGGGUCAAAACAAACACUUGGAGAAUCAAAGAAUUUUCAAGUUGUGCAAGGCUCGCCUGGAGAAUAAAGAGUUGGCUCGCAAGACCAACGUUCAUCCGGUGCACAUUUUGAUAAAUAUGCACAACAUUGGUGUAAUUAGUGGCGAUAUGUCCAAGUUGCCCUCCAAAAAGGUGGAAUCCUAUAAAAUGGAUUAUUUGGACAAGUUGUAUCGGGACUCGUUUCAAUGGCAAUCGGGCGUAGGAAAGCUACGCAUGCACAUCACCGUGAAUUUGCAGAGCAACUAUAAGAAAAAGUUCUUAAAGAACCAUCGCAAGUUGACAUACUUUGAUGCCUGUUUGGCCUUAUCAUUUGGCUAUUCGAAACGUGAGGCUUUGGUGGAUGUUUUCCACUGGUACGAGGAUAAAAUGAAACUAAAGAAAAUAGUCUUUGAAAAGGACUAUACCACUCAUUUGGGCUUUACCUCGUAUGCUGUGGUUGAGAACCAAAAGAACAACCAACGUUUAGUCACCCCUAUUUUGAAUGCUUUGUCAAGCCAGCAAGUCUAUGACGUAUUCUUGUGCAUAGUUCCAACGGCUGGCCGUGGUAAUCCAAAUCAAAAUUCGGAGUUUCUUUGCAAGUUUUUGGACAAAUAUCGUGAAACAAAAAAUCCAAAUGCUAAAUUUAUUAUAUUGGAUUUGUUGCGUUUCAAACCAUCCAUGAGCUACUCUGAAACUCGCAAUGAGAAUAUAUUGGAAAUUUGUGGCUUAGAUGAGCACACUCCAGAUCUUAUACACAACUUUGCAACGCAGCGCUUCGAGUAAGGCGGCAGAGAGAGAGAGAGGAAAACGAACGCAAAAAAGGUAUUAAAACGAAAUUCGAAUAAUUAGUUUAAGGAAAGCAUAUAUCGUAAAAAGUAAAAUAUUAUCAUGAAAGCGAAUAUUCAAUUCAACUACGUACAUACAUACAAGCAUAGGCAUAUAUAUGAACAAUAUAUUAAUAUAUUACAUGCUUUAUUCUUCUUCUUCUUCUAAACAUAUACUAAUAUUAAAUGCUAAACAAUAUUUAGCGAAAAUAUUGUAGUUGUGCAUAGAUGCAAGAACUCACAUACAUACCCAAACCCCCACAUACAGAGAUAUAAAAAGCCUGAUGGGAAUUUUUUUCGAAUGAAAAUUAAAUUUUAAGAUUUUCCCUUUUUUUACACUUGUUUUAAGAAUUAGUUUUUCUUUAUUUUUAUUUUUUUUUUAAGCUUUAAGUUGAAAAUGAAUACAAUUUUUUUAUUUCAUUUUACUAUAACAAAUGAAAGGACA